AUGGCUUUCCUUCUGCUCAAGCGCCUCAGUCUACUCUUCGUCCUACUUGGACUGGCUCUGGCCGAUAAAGGCGUCGCCCCCCUCGAAGUGGUGGCGAUGUCUAUGCACAUCGACCACGGCGAACAGGUCGGCCGCUGGACAUAUCACGACAAUUCGACCUUCUCAGACAAUGCCACAGCGGCACCGCCGUCCUCUUCCCUCAACACGCUGCCUUCCAAAACGGACACACGCCUAUUCAAGACCGAGUUGACCAACCUGAUAAUGCAGGAGCCCGGCUUUGUACUCCUCAGUCUGUCCUUUGUGUUUAUCAGCUGGGGCAUGGUGUUUCUCUAA
This is a messenger RNA of Trichoderma citrinoviride, 333 nucleotides long. RefSeq lists its product as hypothetical. NCBI's taxonomy places the organism in Eukaryota, Fungi, Ascomycota, Sordariomycetes, Hypocreales, Hypocreaceae. The coding region runs from base 1 to 333 and encodes 110 amino acids. The transcript has a single exon. The record is from RefSeq and is a predicted model, not a curated record.